Culex quinquefasciatus (southern house mosquito) is the source of this 1930-nucleotide messenger RNA. RefSeq names its product cytochrome P450 315a1, mitochondrial. Gene Ontology annotation, cellular component: mitochondrial inner membrane. The record is from RefSeq and is a predicted model, not a curated record. Gene Ontology annotation, biological process: C21-steroid hormone biosynthetic process; cellular response to peptide hormone stimulus; cortisol metabolic process. The coding region runs from base 310 to 1866 and encodes 518 amino acids. Lineage: Eukaryota; Metazoa; Arthropoda; Insecta; Diptera; Culicidae. The transcript has 7 exons. Gene Ontology annotation, molecular function: iron ion binding; monooxygenase activity; oxidoreductase activity, acting on paired donors, with incorporation or reduction of molecular oxygen.
UGAUUUUCAAAUCAACAAAACGUUUUGUUGAUUCAAAUAUGCCUUAUUUUUCUGCGUGAACGGAACAAUGUGUAAAGGCAAACGGUAAGAUAAGAUAAGGAGACAAUGUGUUAAACAUGUACUAUAGCCACGGAAUAAAGUGUAUGCAAUAAAAUGAAUACAAACGAAAUAAAACUAAAACAAACGUAGCAUACGAAAUUAUAAGAGAAAGCAUUCUUGUGUUGAGCGAGAGUCUGUAGGUCAAAGUCAAAAUCGAAACGAUUCAGCAGUCUGGUUUUGGCUGUGGUGGAAGCAACAAUUUGAGGAACUAUGUGCAACGCUGCAAAGCCGUGGCUAUACGUAAAGCGUAGUAUAGGCUCAGCCGUAGCUGGUUCGAAAAAAGGUCAGAUUCCAUUCGAGCGCCUUCCAGGUCCAUGGGCCCUCCCAGUAUUAGGCCCGAUCAACGAUGCUGUGCGUCUUGGAAACCCAAAAACCUUUCUGAUUGUUUUCCAUCAACAUCAACUUUUCAGUUUGCAUCUGACUGUUUCAAAUUACCACCGAAAAUUUGGACCGAUAUUUCGGAUUAAAAUAUCCCAGGCAAAUGCGGUGUUCAUAAAAGAUCCGGAAAUGAUGAGAAGUGUGUUUGUUUAUGAGGGCAAGUAUCCCAAACAUCCGCUACCUGAGUCUUGGACAUAUUUCAACCAAAAACACAAAUGUAAACGUGGCUUGUUUUUAUGUAAGUACAUAUUUGAAAUAAAGGUUCAAUACAACUCGUUAAUGCUUUUCAGGGAUGAUGAGGAAUGGUUCAAGUAUCGAAAGUUACUCAACCCGCUGAUGAUGCGUGAUACUGACUGGAUGGUUUUACCAAUACAACGAAUGUGUGAGAAAGCUGUUCAGAGCUUAUCUGAAGGAGUUACUAAAGAUAACCCAUCAUACGAAAUCCAAAACAUCGAGUCUACACUCUAUAAAUGGUCCAUUGAAGUUAUCCUAUGUAUCAUGCUAGGCAACUCGUACAACACAACGAACAUGGCAAAAUUAAAUACCCUCGUUAAUGAUUUCUCACGCACAGUGCAUACAAUUUUCCAAUACAGUUCCGAGUUAAUGAUGAUUCCACCACAUCUGGCAGAUUGCCUGCAGCUAAGUGCAUGGAAAAAAUUCGAACGAUUAGUUCCAGAAACCCUAGCUUUAGCAAAUAAAAUUAUCGACAUUUCACUAGAUGAUAUUGAGCGUGGGGACGGAUUGCUGUCAAAAAUGCAGGAUUGCAUUGCAUCUCGAGACGACAUUAAACGAAUAUUUGCAGAUUUAAUUAUCGCAGCUGGAGAUACGACUUCUUUCAGCAUGAUUUGGUGCUUUUAUCUGUUGGGAAGACACCAAAUACUGCAGGACCAGAUAAGAAGUGGAAUAUAUGAAAAUUUCAAAUCUCCUCAUCCAUUAGUGAUCGGAACAGUUCGAGAGGCUUUAAGGAUGUUUCCGGUAGCGCCGUUCAUUGGGCGCAUACUGAAAAAGGACGCAGUGAUUGGAGAAUACAGUAUACCGAAACAUACGCUUGUCCUUCUGUCGCUGUACAGUGCAGGAAGAGAUGAGACCAAUUUUCACUCACCGGAGGAAUUCCUUCCCCAGCGGUGGAUACGAAACAACGAUCAAAGCUGUUCAUUUUCUCCGUUCAAGUCUCAUGCUAGUUUACCUUUCGCAAUAGGCAGCCGGAGCUGCAUUGGUCGCAAAAUAGCCCAAAACCAAAUGCACACUCUGCUUGCUAUGGUUCUUAAGAAGUAUCGACUAUCAGUUCUCAACGAACAGGAAAUUUUUCCAGAAUUGAAAAUGAUUACCGUCCCUAAUGAAAAGCUCAGGUUGUCACUCGAAAAUUGUAGCAUUUGGUUACUUAAAUAAUAUUUUUAAAUUUGUAAUAUAUGUAUAUAAGUAAAUAUAAAUGCAUUAAAUAUGAAACCUAAAA